Mucor velutinosus is the source of this 4194-nucleotide messenger RNA. RefSeq lists its product as uncharacterized. The transcript is spliced from 15 exons. Bases 1 to 4194 code for a protein of 1397 amino acids. NCBI's taxonomy places the organism in Eukaryota, Fungi, Mucoromycota, Mucoromycetes, Mucorales, Mucoraceae. Gene Ontology annotation, cellular component: trans-Golgi network. The record is from RefSeq and is a predicted model, not a curated record.
AUGAUAGAUAUGGAUCUAGCCAUCGAUGUUACGUCUAGCUGUCGAGUGCGCGUACUGCUUGUGCCAGUAUCACCUAUCAAGAAAUCCACCUUUUACAAGUACGUGGAAUUGGUAAAAACAUUUCAUGUAGUGCGUCUGGGUGAUGUUACGCCAGACUUGAAGAAAGGUGCCAAUGCCAUGUUUAGCAGCCAAGUGUUCCAAGAAGGUCAAAUGCACUUUCAAUUCAUCACACACUGGACUCGAGAGCAUGCUGAAUUGGAGGAUUUUCAACCGCAUCGUCGCAUUUUCGGGGUUAUUGGUAUCAUGGAUUGUCAGGAAUGGAAGAACAAGAGCUUGCGUGGAGGAUACAAGCAGUUCUCACAGGACCUCGAUCAGUAUCCCACUGCAGUGGCAACCAGAUGCUUUGCCUUUGAUCCCUCAGAAACACAAGAAGACGAUACCAAGGGCCUCAUCAUGAUACCAAAUGUGGGCAACAUGUCGUUUUACAUGAGCACCAUGAUUUGCGAUUUUGCCAGUGAGAUCCUGGAACAAUUCGCCAUUCUUGCUACUCGCAUCCAGAAGCUGGAGACACUCGAAUCGCCCGUCCCAAACAACAACCACACGCCAUCGAGAAGAGACCAGCACAGACUGUCGCAGCCCCCACUCACCAUCUCACCGAGCAAUUCGAGUCAAUUAAACAGCAAGAGAGCAUCACUGCAGACACAAUCGUCACCUACACAGCAGCAUCACCAUCAUCACCAUAGAUUCUCUACAAAUUUGUCCAAUCCAGCUGGAUCCACAGGAGAGAGCAUAAGGACAAGGAAGCGCACACCAGGGAGAAUAAAGAAAUUGCUGGGUGAUUUUUAUCUGCUGGCAGGUCGACUACCAGACGCUGUGAACCACUAUGAUCAAGCAAUAGAGAUGGCCAAGAUCACAUCCGAUUUUCUGUGGUUGGCAAGUGCGAUGGAAGGAUUAGUGUGUGCAACCAUCUUGUUAGAGUACUUGCAAGCAGACAUUGGACAUAUUGUAUCGAGGAACUCAGCGUCGUCACCAGGUCCGCUUACUACAGCAGAGGAGACCAGCGAAUCAUCCACUUCAUCGCCUUCAUCCGAGAGUCGAGGACCACGAUCCACCUUGACUGUAGUGACAGAUCAGUACACAACCAUCAUCAAAAACUACCAACGCACGUACCUGACAGCCAAUUUAUCUGUGCCGGAUUUAGUGUAUGCGGAAGCCUGCCUCAAAAUUGCUCGACUGCUCAGCACAGCACUCUUGAACCAAGGAUGGAAUGAUUACACUAUGGGAUUGCUGGUGCAGGGGAAGCUCAGUGAGAAUGAGCAAGACGAAUUACGGGAAAAGAAGAGUGGAAACUGUGUGCUUUUAUCUGCAAAGGAUAUGAUUCGAUUCAAGAGCAGUGGCAUACCAAGAUAUCACAUCGCAGAAUGGGUCACCAAAAUAUGGGGGAUUCAUAUGAAUGAGCUGGCCUUGUUGGACCAGAUCUACCUGACAACAGCCAUGUCCUCGGUGUACUCUUUCAUUGGGUAUCAUCGAAAAGCAGCUUGGCUUAUGCACGAAGGUGUGGAUAGAAUGCUGCCUCUGUUGAUACAGCACCGUAGAUCAGGACUCUCUAAAGACACUGCAAAACUAUCCACAGCCUACGACAAUGGUGUCCUGGAAAUACUGAAGCGCAUCUGCGAAAUAUACGGUAUUGGCGAGCGCAAUGUGCACGAUGGAGGUGCUUUGGAGGCUAUGCGUCAGGAGGAUCAAGAGCUAUUUUCAAAGCAGACGCCCUCUCGGUCCAAAGGCAACAUUCGACCCAAGGAGGAGCAUCGCUUUGGAUGGCCUGAAUUGCAGAUAUGCAUAUUGAAGCAGUGUAUAUCUGUAUCCGAUGCUUUGAUUGACAAUGGUUCUCGACUCUACUACACAACCGUGCUCUUGAAGAAUCUGUAUCAGCACAUUCCCAAGGCAGAGCAGAUCAAGCUAGCAACCACGAUACAGGGCAUGGUGGCUCAUACGCACCGAGACAAAAAGUCAUCUUCACUGGUGUAUGGCACAGAGUCUAUUAACUACUGGGGAGUCAAUAUUGUAUCGCGCGUGGAAGCAAAGAAACCAAUAUCCAGAAAGGCUGUGUAUGCGCAUCCUAUCAAGAACGAAGCAAUGGCCAAUGCACAAAAGGCGAUACCGUUAGCAAAUGCCAACGAUCCCUUCAUUUACAACCCUUUUGCAAAAAAGGCGGAUACAACAUCCAAGAUCGUACUAGUUAAAAACGAAUUGUCAGAAUUCAAGAUGACAUUGGUCAAUCCGUUUGGUUUUGAUUUGGAGCUUCAGAGCAUAGCAUUAAGCACAUCAGGUAUCUCAUUCAACGCGGUGUCGACUGCUAUUACUAUUCCAGCAAAUGCCACUAUGCAUGUGCCGUUGAUGGGGACACCAGAAGAAACAGGUACGCUUAUCAUUAGAGGAUGCUUGAUUCAGAUCAUUGGAUUUGCGGAACAAGAGUUUUUGGUCGAUAACGAAGUCAAGAAAUCGCCAGAAGACACCUCAAACGAUAGCUUUAUCAAGAUCAAGCGCACUGGACUGGAUGCCAUCAAAACAAACAGAACAAGAGAAACAUUGGGCGAUACUAGUCCUAUCACAUUCUAUAAUCUCAAUGUCAUUGAUGAUCAGCCCUUGCUGAAAAUCAAGUCGACAUCGCUGCUACACGGCGCUGUGAUGCUCUACGAAGGAGAAGUCACCCACAUCACGAUUGAACUAGAGAAUAUUGGCAAUAUUGCAGUAGAUUUCAUCACGCUGUCAUUUACAGAUUCCACCACCACAAAUACCCUGAUGAAUCCAGAACUAACACCUGAAGAUCAGUAUGAACUCGAGCUGUACACCAAGGGCACGCGUGUCUUUUCUUGGGAGGGAACAUCAGAGAAAAGAUCCAAUGACUUGAUAGGUAAGAAGAUAUGGCUGCCACAAGGUGCAAGUACGACUAUCAAGAUCAAUGUCUAUGGCAAACGAGAUUGCCAUGGAGGAACGAUCCAGAUUGACUAUGGCUAUUUGGAUCGCACUGUAGAGAAGAUACAAUCAUUGCAGUCCACCCAGAACGACGCUACUGCUGCCCCUGCUACCAUGUUCUAUACACGUCAAUUGUAUCUCAAUGUGCUUAUCACUGUAUAUCAAAACAUUGAACCAUUCAAUUGGGAUGUGGCUUAUCUCAGACACAGCACACCUGCACCCAAAGAAACCUUAGAUCUCGCUUUUGACCACCUGCGUACCAUCAAAGAGGUCAUGGAAGCAGAAGAAAGAGGUAUAUCCAGCACCUCUCUAUCGCAGCAACAGCCCAUUGAGGACUUGCUGCUGGUCACAAGAAACAUAGAAUUGAAGAAUCAAGAAAGAAACGAAUACUGUCUGAUCACAUUGGACGUACGCAAUAGAUGGACCACGCCAUUCGACGUUGAUUUUGUAGUGAAUAGCAAAACAAAGGAUGACGAUAGCAGCGAUAUGGAUGAAUUGGCAUCUCAUCUUACAGUACAGCCUGGCUCUACAUCGCGGGUCAUUCUUCCCUUGAAAAGACUGUUUCUCUCGCCUGAUGUUUGUCGUCAAGAGAUACCUUCAUUUGAUCCAAACAAGCAGUUUGUCGUAUCUCAAGGCCCCAAGGUAUCAAAAGAACAACGGCAAGCCCGUUUACAGAUGUUCUGGUACAGAGAAGAACUAUUGAAUCGCAUAAAGGCAACAUGGCGAUGUGGAUCCACAGGCAGAAUGGGUGAAUUAAAUCUGCGUCCUUCAUUGAGGCUGACAUCGAUGCAGUUGGGUAUUCUCAAGAAGGAAGAUGUCGAGUUUGUGGUAGAUUUGAAGGGUCAUAGCAUACAGAAACUGAGCCAUAGAAAGUUUACUUGUGUCUGUAAUGACCAUGUGAUAAUGACAGUGUCUGUGAGAAAUCGAUUCACUCAUCCUAUCAAGCUGAUUUUGCGCAUUCAACCUGUCCAAAGCUACAAUGACGGCGUCAAAGAGUAUGAUUUGUCAAGCAAGCUACUGAUGGAAGGUGUCAGACAGGUCGUUCUUCCUGAGAUUCCUGCCUCUAAUGGUGUUGCCAAGCACUCAUUUCCAAUGUAUUUUCUAUCCCGUGGCCAGUUUGAACUCUUGUAUCAUGCAGAAGACGUUCAUUCAAGGGACAUAUACUAUGACCAUGAGUGGGCUGUUGUUGAUGUUACUGAAAGUGAUCAUGUAAAUUAA